GGCUACCAGACAAGAAGAGGCAGUAGAUUUAAGGUCAACAUUUAGUGUCCAUCUUUCUCGGGAUCUUGGUAUCCUUUUCCCUUGUUUUCUCAUGAAAUACAAGGCGCAAGGGGUCAAGAUGAGCGGACCAGGAUGGGCGAAAGCUUCCUCUAAUGUCAGACCAAGCAGCAGCAGCAGCAGGAGCAGACUUCAUAUUAGGAGAUUGAUGAGCUGCAAAUCGUGCAGUAGCCACUAUGUGAGUAUGAUGGACCUGAUGAUUGUUAUGUCCUCACGAUGAACUUGGUGUUGGUCGUUAAAUAAUGUCUAUAUCAUCCAACAAGAUCGUUGAAAAGUAGAAGAAUCUAGAAGUACUUGCAGAUGGUUCUUGCUGAUACAGAUGCACUAUAAGUAAAAAAAAAUAUUUUUAGCCGAUAAUUCUUUGAUUGAUUAUAUCCCGUCUACUUGAUGUUGUUAUUCGUUCAUAAACAUAAUUUUCACUUCAUGUUGUAGGUCUUCAUCGUCUAGUGGAAACAUUGAAAAAGAUGAAGGCCCUAGUUAGUUUGGAGGUCGUUUUCCUUUCGCAAAAAUGGGGCGAGCUGCGAGAAGUACUAAGUGAGAUCAUCAACAAAUGAACAAGAAUCUAAUGGAGUUAUGUCGUAGCAUAGGAAAUGAUAGUUGGCUUCCCUUCCGGAGGGGUUACAUUGUCGAGUAUGUAGAAACGAGAGACGAGUGAACGGGUACCUUAGGAUUAAGUUGUUUAUUUAAGUAGACAAAACCGAAUAUUCGAUGCACUAACUUCUACAUUAAUGUUUUAUUGAUGUUGUGCAAAAUGGAGAGAUUGAAUAUCACCAUGAAGCAUUAUCACGUAGCUGCGUAAGGUAACUUGAGCGAGCAUUCAACAAGCUAAGAUGAAAAGAUCUGUCCUGUGAGGAUCCUUCUGGUUUAGUCUCUUUUUGAGAGCAAAGCGCGUCAAAAAUAUUGUAGCAACUAGGUUUAUUUGCCCGCCUGCGAUUUGCCAUUGCUGUUGCCCGCCUGCGAUGUGCUGCAACGGUUACCAGACAGCAAGCGGCUAGCACGAACACGCCUAGCCUAUAGUAUAAUAUAGAACCGGACAGGGGCGAUUUUCAACCUGCCUGGAGCAAGGUUUCUGAAGCAGCCUGCCCAGGGCAAGACUUCUGAAACAGCCCCGCCCGAACGACCACAGACACCCUGUUAAUAGCCCUCCGCAAAGCUGGGGCUGGCGCUAUCCAUGGGUAAAAAUGACUAACAGCGGGAAUCUGCGGCGACGAGACCUGCGACGCCAUUCACUGACCGCAGCACCGCUACAAAAGUAAAUGCACGCUAAGCCCGCCCGCCUGCCCAGAGAAUGAUCAACGUAGGAGCAAGUUCUUGCCUGACGCGUGGAUGAAACAAAAGACGCGCGCUCUAUUUUGCAAUUGUUCCUCGCGAUAACUUCGUAGUAGUUGAAUCUAUUUUUGAACGAGUGGUGUUGACAAAAGCACGUUUAUUAAAUCCUGGCAAGCGUUAUUUCAUCUAGUCUUUUUGGUGUAGAAGUAUUCAUCUUGAGGUAUGAACUAUAAUACGGCGCUCUCCACAGGUCUUCUCAUCAGUGAGAUUCCACCUUCAUGUCUCAUUUUCGAUUUCUACCCGUGCGGAAAGUGCCAUGCUAAUAGCAGCGUUUUGUAUUUGUAAGUUCGCUGAUUUUGAUUUUGGAAUCGCGCCACGGUUCUUCAUCACUUCUACAAGCUUUAGUAACUCGGUAAUACAUUGAAAUAUCAAAAAUUAGUUUUAUUAUUUUUUUCAACCUCUAUCUAUGACUAUGUCUAUCUCAAUACAGUCGUAAUACUAAUAGUGUUGUUUUAGUAUUUACUGAGUGGACCACGUGGACGACGAGGUUCUCCUCCCCAAAGCUAGAAAACAAAGAUGCCGAAAAUGGAUUGCGUAGAUUGCGGGAAAGGAAUUUCCGGCACAUAUUUUGACACUGACAAUGGUCCCCAGUGCCAGGCGUGUGCGGAAAAAAGUGCUGGAGUGUGCGUUGUCUGUAACAAGACCAUGCUCGACGGGGGUCCCGGCUUGACGAUCGGCGGUGGCCUGUCCGUGCAUCAGUCCUGUUUUCAGUGCUGCGAGUGCAAGGAGGGGAUUGAAGGAGGCUUUAUGGAAAAGCGGAAGUUGUUGACAGACAAAGAGAAGGAUCCUAGGUGGAACACGACGAAGGAGACUGAUUGGAUGUGUGGAGCUUGUGCUGACAAAUUCCAGAGAGAUGAAUGGGAGAAGAAACAUCCUCCGAAAGGUGGUUCGAAAGCGGCUAAUAAAGGAGGACCUGGUGCUAAAGCAGCAGAUGAUGCCUGCACGUUUUGCGGAAAAGCCCUCGAGCCAGGUCAGAAAAUUGGGAAAUUGGGAGAUGGAAGUAAGUUCCACUCGGAUUGCUUCCGCUGUAAAACCUGCGAUGAGCCGAUCAAGGGUCAGUUCAUCAAGGGCGCUGACGGGGGGAUCACGUGCACGAACUGCAUUCCGAAAUGCGCAGGUUGUGGCGGCAAACUUUCCGGUCAGAUCAUGACAGCUGGCGGCCGUCAGUACCAUAAAGCUGGUCCAGACGGCCAUUGCUGCUUCAAGUGCUCCCACUGCACGCAACCUCUUGACCACGGUUUCUACCCCGAUCCGGCAGCCAAAGCCCGUGGCGAGAGUGACAUCAAGGACAUGGUGUGCGAAGGCUGCUACGCGGAAAUCACCGAGAACGUCGCCAACGCCAAGCACAAAGAAGCUGAGGCCAAAGAGCUCAAGGAGACUGCCGAGAUCGAGCGCGGUCACGCCUGCGUCUGGUCCGAUGCUUACCGUGGUCGAGCCGAAGACACUCUCCACUUAUUCGACUCCAAUGACAAGGAAGAUUUGAAAAAAGACCCAGAGCAUCUCUGUCUGUUCCUAGACGAAGAUUCGCAUCUCCACGUGGGAAAAGCGCACGACCCGAAGCACAGCAUCAAUUUGGAAUACUUGGUGGAGGCGUGCAAGAUGAUCGAGCUGAAUCAUGGGCAAGAACCGGUUUUUUCCUUAGAUCCCGCGGAUCCGCAUGAUUUGGGAGGUGCGGAACAAAAGAAACGCUUUAUCCCUGAUGAGAUGUGCGACGGACCCUUGGGAGAGGUAAAAAUUCCACUUGUUCACUUCCUCGUCAUUGUGGAGUUUCGCGAUCUCAAACUUCAUUCAUGUUCCAACCUUUUCACUGUCAGUUAGUUGCACUACUACAUUCUUUAGUUACAGUUCUUGCACAAUUUUCGACUUACUCGAAAACUGAAAAUGACCGAGUUACUGACUGAAAUAAGGGAGGUAGCUUUGACAGGGCUAGUCUUCCUUGUUCAGUAUCUCGCUUAUUUUCAGUAGUUACUCGCUUAUUUCAGUUUUUCGAAUAUAAGUAUCCGCAACCUACUUGUUGUACUUGAUGUUGUUGAUGAAACGAUAUCUUCACACCUCACAACACCUCCAGGUGAUGUUCCAAGCCGACUACUUUCUGAAGAAGUUUUCUUUCGGCGAUGCUCCAGUCGAAGGCGUCAAGUUCGACUCCUUGUUCGAGACCGAUCACAGCUCCACUGGUGCUCGACAAUGGUUCAUUAUUGACUCUGGCAGUGUGACACUUUCGAAAGAUCGAGUGCUGAUCGUGGACGUGAAGAUGAAGGUCGAUGCCCGACGCUUAGAGAUGGGUCCAGAUGGCUACCGCGAUGCCCCUACCACUGACGAAAGCGAUCCUGCAAUGCAGCACGCUAGGAAUUUCUCAGCCAACAUGCAGAAGUUGCGGGAAAAAGUUGCUUCGGUUCAUGAGCUGUUCGAAUGCGCCAAGGCUUUGACUCUAGCCAAAUGGUUAAUCAAGAAGCAGAAACUGCACAUCAACAAGGAAGACGUCUUGAAAUAUCAGCCGAGAUCGAUCGUGCACGAGAUGAACAUGGUCAAGAAGACGACCUGCAAAUCCGCAGAAGGCAGAAAGCCAUUCGCUAACGGUUAUCCAAGGUUGAUCCCGACGCUGCGCAAGGAGCAGAAGAGAACCAACGUGCACCACAAGGAGAAGGGUGGCGGCAUCGAGAUCGAGGAGCACACGCAGUCCAUGUACGGCGGAGUCGAUCUAGGCGUGCCGGUUGAGAAAAUCGAGGAGAAACCGCCAUUGCCGAUUCCGGUUGCGGAUCCAGAAGUCAAGCCACAGAGUUUUCCAGUGUUGCAACCGAUUGGGGCAUAUAUGGGAACAAAGGCGAAGGCUAAAGCUUUGGACUUAGACCAAUACGACUCCAUGAAGAACCAUAGUGAUUUCAUGCACGCGCACAAGAGCCACGAACAUAACAAACCCGUAGCUCGGUUGUCGGCUGCUAUGCAAGAGCAAGACCGCAGAUCCGGAGGUUCUACUUCACAAGCGGAAAGAAUGAGUGGAGGAUCAACAGGGUCACAAGCGGAAAUAAGAAUGAGUGGAAUGAGUAAUGCUAGUGGAGGAGGUGCAGCACCAGCAGACGAGGAACGAAUUCCGUCUUCAAAAGCUAGUGCUGCAGGAAAUGCUAAUCUUCCAAGUUCAACGCAUUCACCUGGUCCACAGGCGAACAUAAGAAGUACAGGAGGCAGUAGAGGACCUUCAUCAGGAGGUUCAGCUCCCGCAUCUUCUGCUGGAGCAGAACAACAAAUGAGAUCUUCAGCAGGAGGAACAAGGGGAGGUUCUCGUGAAACUGCGAAUAAAACGUCUACUGGUAGUACCGCUAGUGCGGGGAAAAAACCUAGUGUUCCUGAUGGAAGAGGAACGUUUCAACCACCAUCACGUGCCGCAGGUGGGUCGGGAGGGGUUGUUCCAUCUAGUGUUUCUGAUGGAAGAGGAACGUUCCAACCUCCACCUUCACGUUCUGUAGGUGGGUCGGGAGGGGUUCCACCUAGUGUUUCUGAUGGAAGAGGAACGUUCCAACCUCCACCAUCACGUACCGCAGGUGGGUCGGGAGGGGUUCCACCUAGUGUUUCUGAUGGAAGAGGAACGUUCCAACCUCCACCAUCACGUACCGCAGGUGGGUCGGGAGGGGUUCCACCUAGUGUUUCUGAUGGAAGAGGAACGUUCCAACCUCCACCAUCACGUGCCGCAGGUGGGUCGGGAGGGGUUCUUCCAGAGACAAAGCGAGGCACCAGACGAACAGACCAGUCAUUAGCAGGAUAUAA
Messenger RNA from Amoebophrya sp. A25, 5145 nucleotides. The record is from the annotation of a GenBank genome assembly. NCBI's taxonomy places the organism in Eukaryota, Dinophyceae, Syndiniales, Amoebophryaceae.